GUAAAGGUGGCAGCAGCAUUUUGACCGACUGCAAAACAUCUGCGAACUGCUCAAUUGUAUCUGUGCGCUAGAGUUAGUGCAGCCUGUUGGAGCUGCAGCAAAAUUGAUAACGGACACGAGCGCCUCAUGCGAUUCAUAGAGGUGUAAACAGAGCAACGCGUUCAACAAUGCAAAAAUCGGAACAUGUUGGCGUCCUCAGAUACUUCCUGACAAAGCUGAGUUGCAGUCUGAGGUAAACGGCCGCGUCAUGGCGGGGGAGGGAAACGUGCUGAUUCAGCCGCAGGGGGACAAUGCUGGCGCGCCGGACGUGCGCAUCAUCUGCAGAGUGUGCCAAAAGCAAUGGUCCAAGUAUGCUUGCCCCCGCUGCAACGUGCGCUACUGUUCGCUCCCCUGCUACAAGGCGCAUAGCAGUCGUUGCACGGAGGGCUUCUAUCGCGAGAAUGCGGAAAGCGAGCUGCGGCAGCGGAAAGCGGAUCCGGAGGAACGGCGGAAGAUGCUGCAAACGCUGAAGCGGAUGCAAGAGGCUGAGGGGGCCGAAGGUCUAGACGAUUUGGGGCUUGAGGGGGGGUUCAAUUUGGCAGAGGGGGAAGGGGGGGGAGACUCAGAUACGGAAGAGGAAGAAGAGAUGGAGGAGGGAGGGGGGUUCGAGUUAUCGGAGGAGACCCUCCGGCGGCUGAGUGACAAAGGUAGCGACCUCUCACUCGACGACCUCACUUCCACCGAACGCGCGUCCCUUCGCCAAGCCGCAGCCUCCGGCGCCCUCAGCCGGUUCAUCACCCCCUGUGAACCGUGGUACCUAUCCCCCGAGGCAAAACAGAUAAGGAUCAGUCCGACUGGAACCCGACCGGUUCGUGAGAUUUUGGUAACUGGGGGGGCCAUUCACACCUCGGCCAAAACGCGUGCAGAGGAAGCGUUUGAGAAGCUGACCGGGGCUCCGGCGAGCGGCGUCAGCAGGGGGGAAGGAGUGACGAAAGCAGCGGAACGGAAUGGCUCGUCGAAUAGCAUGCAAGUCGAGAGGGGAAGCUGCGGUGACGUCAGCAGAGAGGACAAGCAGUUUGGCCCGGAGGCCGCUGACGUCAGCGGAGAGAGCUUUAUGCCAGCUCGCGGGGGGGCCAGUCGAUCUGCCUCGGGCCACCCCCUGCAAGGUGACGUUGACACAACUCACGCUGACGUCAGCAUGGUGGGCGCUGACGAGAGCGCCGAGGACGCUGACGUCAGCACGGAACGCGAAGACGUCAGCGAAGAAGAGGCCCGCCCCAGCAUCCCCCCCCCGCUAGAGGAAGACCUACCCCCGCUCGCAGCACUCACGAAAAGCCCCCCUUCCCCCCUUCUAGGGUUUCAUCUGACAAGCGUCUUAUACGCGUACUCUUACGUCCUGCGGCUGUUCAACGGGGACUGGGCGGCGGACCCGUUAGACGCGGCGGGGAUCUUGGUGGAGGUUUCGCCGGUGCUGAGCGAUGGGGCGAUGCCGGCCUCGGGCGAAGAUGCGCUCCACGGCUGCCUUGAAAGGGCCUGUUCACCCUCGCUCGCCGGGCACGGCGGGCGCGCUUUUGCAAGGGGUCUUCUGGGCGAUGUGAAUGCGCUCCUGUCUCUGGGCCGCCCCGGGGUGGUGUGCGCACUCGCAGAUGUGCAGCGAAUGCUUUUGGCGGCGCAGGGGGAAAGGCAGUUGGCGGGAAGCACCGGGGCGGGGGGGGCUGCGCAACUGACGGCUAGGGGGGGGAACCGGGGAAAAACGGGUGGAAAGCCAGAAGGUGCUUCGGAAGGGGGGGGCAAGCUUGAAGGGGUCAGUGGCGAAAGCGGCGCACCGGGAAAGAGUUCUGCUUCGACGUCGAAAGCGAAGGCUGGCCAGAAAAUACAGGGGGUGAAAGGAAGCAGUCAAGGAAGGGGGGGGUCCGGAAAGAGCGGAGACAGUUCCAGAGGAACGAGUUACAAAAAGGGAGGGGCAAAACGUCAGCCGGAGCUUGUGCGGCGGAAAGUGUUUUUCUUUUUGGUGUGGGCGAACGAGCAACCGGAUCCGGUCUUUUGCGCGCUGGCAGCGGCCGCGAGUGAAAUGUGGGAGGGGGAGAAGGCGCGUUCCGAAGCCGAGCAGAGGGAUCAAAACGGAGCCCAGAAGUCGGGCAUUAUUGAAGAGCUUUAGAACGUAGAUAAUCAAAAGCGGGAAACUGAGAUUUCAGACGGGUAACAUGCAACGAGUAACCAGUAGCGGGAAGUAGAAAGGCGGCGUAACUCUGAGCAGGCGAAGAAGUAGGGACGAGAUGUAGGUGCUUCAAGAUUGAGUACGUUAGAUUACCGUUCAGCGACUAAGACAUCGAGUUAGGAGCUUGAUACCUGCCUUACUUGUCAAGUGGCUGAGAGGGGAAACGCUUUACGACCUGAGCUUCAGCGGAGCGCAGGACAGGAAUUCGGGACGUUUUUGAAGCUUAGAGUUCGUUAGAAUGAUACUCAAUUCGAUCAGUCACGUCUUUCAGGGGCUUGUGCAGGUCAGGGGGGCCGAAGCAGGAACAAGAAAGGAUGUGAACUGCUGCCAGAGCACAAACCGUUUUAUAUAGGGUAGUAGAAAGAGGCAAAAGUUGAAGUCGUCCGUUACUGAAGAGUCGCCCGGCCCGUACGUUUUUGGUGCGGCAGAUAUCGACGUGAACCUUGCCAUUACGAACUACUGGCAUUCAGGAGUCAGUGCGGGCCUCCGAUCCAGACAGUGACAGAAUUCAAUCAUUUGCGCGGCCGCUCGUAUACUUGC
Klebsormidium nitens is the source of this 2737-nucleotide messenger RNA. NCBI's taxonomy places the organism in Eukaryota, Viridiplantae, Streptophyta, Klebsormidiophyceae, Klebsormidiales, Klebsormidiaceae. The record is from the annotation of a GenBank genome assembly.